AUGUCUGGAUACCCUGGUGCCGGCUACGGCGGUGGAUACAUGCCGCCGCCGCAGCAACAGCAGCCGCCAUACGGCUACUAUCCGCCCCAACAACCCUACGGCUAUCAAGCCCCUCCCCCGCAGCCAGGCUAUGGCUACCAACCGCCCAUCCAGCAACCGCCAUAUGGCUAUUACCAGCAACCCCCGCCCCAGGGACCACCCCAGGGAUACCAAUACCAUCACCCAGCACCUCCCCCGCAGCAGCAGCAGCAGCAGCAGCAGCAGCAGCCACAGCAGCUUCAACCGCAACCUCAACAGUUCCAGUCGCCAGCCAACAACAACAACAACAACAACAACAACAACAACAACAAUAACAAUAACAAUAACAAUAACAACAACCCCCGACCGCAGAGUAUGUCUGGCCCUCUCUACAGCGCUAUUUCUCUUCAGAAACAGCCGCUAAUGCAGCGAGCAGACAUACCCACGGUAAACCAGAACGCCUAUGUGCAGGGCAACCACAACGCGCCACGCCCGCCGCCCCCUACCCCACAGAGCUUCGGCCCCGGUGCGCAUGGCGCCUCGUUCCAGUAUUCGCAGUGCACGGGUAAGAAGAAAGCACUGCUGAUCGGUAUCAAUUACUUCAACCAGCGGGGACAGCUCAGGGGGUGCAUCAAUGACGUGCGGAACAUGUCGGCUUAUUUGGUGGAGAAUUGUGGCUAUAAGCGCGAGGAUAUGGUUAUCUUGACCGAUGACCAGCAGAAUCCCAUGAGCCAACCGACAAAGCAGAAUAUUCUUAGGGCGAUGCACUGGCUGGUGAAGGAUGCCCAGCCUAAUGAUUCGCUAUUUUUUCACUAUUCUGGCCACGGCGGGCAAACCAAGGAUCUGGACGGCGACGAAGAAGACGGCUACGACGAGGUCAUCUACCCCGUCGACUUCCGCCAAAACGGUCACAUCACCGACGACGAGAUGCAUCGCAUCAUGGUGCGUCCGCUGAAGGCGGGCGUGCGCCUGACUGCCAUCUUCGACUCAUGCCACUCCGGCACUGCCCUCGACCUGCCCUAUGUGUAUUCCACGCAGGGCAUCCUCAAGGAGCCCAACAUGGCCAAAGAAGCCGGCCAAGGUUUAUUGAAUGUUGUAUCAGCGUAUAGUCGCGGUGAUCUUAGCGGGGUGGCGAGUAAUAUUAUUGGGUUCUUCAAGAAGGCGAGUAAUCAGGAACAAGCGUAUGCGCGGUCCAUGGCGAUUAAGACGAGCCCCGCCGAUGUGAUUAUGUUUUCAGGGAGUAAGGAUGAUCAGACUUCAGCCGACGCAACGAUCCAAUCCCAAGCCACCGGCGCCAUGUCCUGGGCCUUCAUCACCGCCCUCAAGAAGAAUCCGCAGCAGAGCUACGUCCAGCUGCUCAACAGCAUUCGCGAUGAGCUGCAGACCCGGUAUACCCAGAAGCCUCAGCUGUCGUGUAGUCAUCCGCUUGGUAAGUUCCCUUAUAACGUUUACUUGUCAUGA
This is a messenger RNA of Thermochaetoides thermophila DSM 1495, 1479 nucleotides long. RefSeq lists its product as uncharacterized. The transcript is spliced from 5 exons. Bases 1 to 1479 code for a protein of 492 amino acids. The record is from RefSeq and is a predicted model, not a curated record. Gene Ontology annotation, biological process: proteolysis. Lineage: Eukaryota; Fungi; Ascomycota; Sordariomycetes; Sordariales; Chaetomiaceae. Gene Ontology annotation, molecular function: cysteine-type endopeptidase activity.